AUGGUAUACAGACCGCACCCACCACUAGGGCACUACGACCGUCCACGCUCCACCUCUUCCAAUUCCGGCUCCCAUAAAUCGACCUUCUCUCACUACAAGGUCUCCUCGCAGACAUCACUGGCCCCUCCCUCACCGAGAAACUCACAUCGCUCCUCUCAGAGAGUCUCCACCGUGUACGAAGAUGGCCCAUAUCGUCCCUCGAAGCGAUUGCGAUCGCAGUAUCCGCUCAACUCAAGUGAAUCGCAUGUGGAAUAUAUCCUGGUCGCCUCUUUCGACAUCGAUCGCGGCCCGAUAAUGGAGCAUCAGUAUCCCGGCGCGAUCAGUCCGGACGAGAACAUGCUGGCGGAGCUGAUGCUUCCAGACCAAACACACAUGCGACAGCAGGACUGGACCAUGUUUUUCCUGCACAAGGAUGCGGGAACAAGUGAGGAGGACGGCGCUGAACGAGCAGCUAGAAGGCGGCAGCGACACGCGAAGCGACGUGUGAACGGUGCUAGUGAAGCCUCAGCUGCAGGUGGAGAAGACCUCGAAGACGAUACCAGCAGUGAUGAAAGUGAUGUAGAUAGCCUGGAAAGUCCUCCUCUGAUGUACGUCCUCAACUUGGUCAACACCAAGCAAGACAGUACAGUCAAAAGAGGUGCUGUCGUCAAGGCGAUGGCUAUAUGCACAAGACAUUCUUUCUUGCACAUAUACAAGCCUCUGUUGCUGCUGGCUCUUGAGGACUACUUCAAAUCACCAACGCAAGACACGCUCGAACUGUUAUACAAUGCGCUAAACGCCAUGGACCUGUCCCUGAUGCCACGGCUCUCAUUGUUGGAACGUCACAUCCUACAAGCCACCGAUGUCAAAGACAUGUUUAUUGAGAAGUUCGAGCAGAUGAUAUCCCAGCGACUGACGGAUGAAGACCUGGCGAAAGAUCCGGAUGCCCCAGAAUCACCGGUGAAAGCGGAACCCAAGUACUCGCUGCCGCGAGACACACACGAGUUUGAGUCAAAGAUCGUCUACAAUGGGAUUCCUAUACCUGUCAAGAUCCCCACCGCCUUGUCUCCCGAGACAGUGGGCGACUUCUCGCUGAUCAAACUGGUACAAAUCUUUGGCACGCCGCAUCAAACCCAGCCCCAACCUUUCGCGUUACACCCUCACCUCACCACCUCCGGAGCGUUCACUCACCCUAUCGUGGUCCUCAUAAACGCCAUGCUUACGGAGAAAAGAGUCAUCUUCCUAGGCCACAACCGUCCGUCAGGCGAAGUGGCAGAAGCUGUCCUCGCGGCAUGUGCCUUGGCCUCUGGCGGAGUGCUGAGAGGUUUUACUCGGCAUGCAUUUCCCUACACAGAUCUGACAAAAGUCGAAGAACUUCUCAAGGUCCCCGGCUUCAUCGCAGGGGUCACCAACCCGGCGUUCUCCUAUCAUCCAGAAUGGUGGGACCUGCUCUGCGAUUUACCAUCGGGAAGGAUGAAAAUCUCUUCGUGUAUCGAAGCUGCCCCUAUCACAGAAGGCACGACGUUCUUCCAUCACCAUGGGCAUUCCGUCAUGAGCCAAAAGGAUCUGAAUCACUCGGAUGCCACAGGUGACGUGCUUUUCAUGGACGACGUCAGCCGAGGCAUCGCCUCUCGAGCCGGCGAGGCCAUCAUACGCGCUAAAUUCCGCGCCUAUAUAACAAAGUUUACCCGUAUCGCAGCAGCUUUCGAAGAGACCGUCUAUGGCGCAAGCAGCCUUUCUGUCUUGCCACCAACAGAGGUUGAUAAACCCGAUGCAACAGGCAGCUCAGCCGCUCCUCGCCCAAUGUCGGUCAGAUCCUCCAGCAGACAUCUCAAAGGCCACGGCUACGUCUGGCCCAAUGAGGAAGCCAAAACCCGCGAACUCGCCGCCUCAGCAGCAAGGAUUGAAGGCUGGAGAAACACGCGGUCUUAUUAUGCAUUCAUCUCCGAUCUCGCUGCUCAUGCUUCGGAUCCUAAGUCGCCGACUUCCCCUGUCAGCAUGGCGAACAUGCUUGCUUUUGCGCCGGCAAAACCGUAUGUUGACCUAUAUCAUUCGCUGGCCAAGCUGAGGACUUUGCAUUUGACGCCUGCCGAGGCGGGGGCUAUCUAUCUGGCGCUAGAGGCAUACUGCACCGACUACGACAGCAUCCUCGAACUGCUGGAGAUGGCGCCCAUGUCUGAAGCCGGGCUGUUCUAUGUCGGCCUGGGUCUGUGGCAUGAAGAUCGCAGAGUAAGAAACGCGGUCACUACGUUGCUCGACAGGGUCAGGAAACAUCCCGCAGGACGGUUGUUCUUCAAUCGGUUGGGAGGAUGGGCCACAAUGGGCUUUCAGCGUCGAAUGCAGGAGAGGGAGGCGAGCGCGAGGGUCAGGCAGGCCGAGACGGAUGAUAUGCUUGGCCCGCUGGCUGUCGACGUGGAUGUGAGACGUAGUUGA
Molecule: messenger RNA, 2412 nt
Organism: Cladophialophora yegresii CBS 114405
Lineage: Eukaryota; Fungi; Ascomycota; Eurotiomycetes; Chaetothyriales; Herpotrichiellaceae
Exons: 1
Coding region: 1-2412 (803 amino acids)
Biological process (GO): actin cortical patch localization
Cellular component (GO): plasma membrane
Source: RefSeq, a predicted model, not a curated record